AUGACUAUCAAAGUCUUCGCUACAGGUGUCACCGGCUACGUCGGUGGUGAUGCCCUCCACACCAUUCUCCAAGCCCAUCCCGACUGGCAAUACUCAUUCCUGGUCAGGGACCGGAGCCGCCUCGGUUCUGCCACCAAAGACUACUCGUCCAUCCGCGUUGUCGAAGGCGACCUCAACAGCCUUGAACUUCUCAAGAACGAAUCCGCCGCCGCCGACAUAGUCUUGCAUUUCGCCAGCUCCGACGAUGCCCCAGCUGUGCGUGCCAUUCUAGAAGGACUCGGCUCUGACACCAGAACUCGCUUCCUCAUUCAUACCAGCGGCGCCGCCAACUUGCUCUACGACGACAUCGUAAGCGGUAAUGCCGGCAACAAGGGUACCAAAGUGUACGAUGACAUGGCGGACAUCAGCACCAUCACUUCGUUCCCAGACGCCGUCAUCCACAGGCCUGUCGACAAACUUGUCCUCGAAGCCAGCAACAAGUACCACAACGUCAGAACUGCGAUUGUCUGCCCUCCAGCUAUCAUUGGAGUCGGUCGUGGCCCGGGAAACACUCGCACCAUACAGGUCCCCAUGCUCAUCGAGCUGAGUAAAAAGCGCGGCAAAGCGUUCCAGAUUGAGAAAGGCGAGGCUACCUGGAAUUUCGUGCACGUGCACGACCUCUCAGACGUGUAUUUCCGCCUUACCGAAGCUGCUGCCGCCGGCGGUGGGAAGGCCGACUGGGGCCCCGAGGCGUACUACUUCGCCGAGAGCGGUGAGCUGGAGUGGGGUGCCCUCACCAAGACCGUUGCGAAUUUCAUGCACGAAGCGGGAGCUCUGAGCACAGCAGAGGUUGAUGUACUAAGUGAGAAGGAGGCGGGGGAGAUUCAUCCAUUCUUUGGGUGGGCGGCGGGUAAGAAUUCGAGGAGCAGGGCGAGCAGAGCGAGGAAGGUGCUGGGCUGGAGCCCGAAGGUAGAAGGUUUUGAGGAGAGCUUGAGGGAGGCGGUGGAGGUGGAACUGAGCGCGAAGGUAGGGAGGAUGGAGGAGAUUGAGCAGGGACAUUUUCCGGCGGGGGCGAAGGAGUAA
Didymosphaeria variabile is the source of this 1062-nucleotide messenger RNA. RefSeq lists its product as uncharacterized. The coding region runs from base 1 to 1062 and encodes 353 amino acids. The record is from RefSeq and is a predicted model, not a curated record. Lineage: Eukaryota; Fungi; Ascomycota; Dothideomycetes; Pleosporales; Didymosphaeriaceae. The transcript has a single exon.